AUGCCGUCCGACGUGGAAUUUCGUCGAUUGUUAAUCGAUCUUGAUGAUGAGAUGUCGAAUGACGAACGUAAAAGAUUUAUUUUUCUACUUGGUAAUGACAUACCAAAACGAAAGCGAGAUGAGCCACUUGUUGAUAUUUUUACAAUACUUAUCGAUCGAGGACGAAUCUCAGAAUCAAAUUGUAACUAUCUAGUUGAACUACUCGAACGAACAAAAUUAACAGCAUUAGCCUACAAAGUAGCUAGUUAUUCAACGAAACAUACUCCAUCAACAUCAAUUUCAACAGUAUUAGAAAGUAGUCAACCCACUGAUAAUACUAAUGUCUCAUCUACUGGAACAAUAGAUAAUGUUCCAAAAGAUACACCAACAUUAGCAGAAUUAGUAAAUGAUAUCAAUUCAGAAGACUCCAUGAUAUUAUCGGAAUCUGAACAGAAUACUCCAACUGAUAUAAAGCCUAUGACAGUUCAACCUGAUCUAGCAUCGAUGUUUUUAUAUUUGGAAAAUAUUGAUCUGAAGGUAUUUGAAAACGAUACCUGGUCAGAUGAUUUUCUUAAAAAAAUUAAUGUAAACAUUCAUCCGUAUGAAUAUCAACGUGAAUUAGUACAAAGUGCUAUUCAAGCAGGAAAUACAAUAAUUUGUCUUCGAACAGGUGGAGGCAAAACAUUAGUUGCAGCUUUAUUAUUGAAAUACUAUUCAAUCAAAAAGAUGGCCUUAUCAAAGACAGAAGAAACCAAGUUCUUGGGCUUUUUUAUUGUACCGCGGCGUGCCAUGUUGAAACAAAUAUUUGAAAAAUUGAAAACAAUAGGAAAUCUUCGAAUAUUAGCUUGCGAUGAACAUUAUGACAUUACAAAAUACCUAAAAAGUUACGAUGUUAUUAUUUGUACACCACAAAAACUUCUCGAUUGUUUGAAAGCAAAAACAAUCUUCAUGUCCGAUAUUGAUUUACUCUGCUAUGAUGAAUGUCAUGAUACUGUAGUACGUAAUCAAUAUAUUGGAAUCAUGCAAUAUAUUAUGUGUCGAGAUGUUGAUCAUAUUCCAUCUGUUAAUUCGUUACCGAUUAUUAUUGGAUUGACCGCAGUAGUUGGUCUUCAUCGCUCAAGUCCUUUACAUAUAACGAAUCAUUUAACAGUACUGUGUGCCACAUUUAAUUGUUUCACAAUUACUUCAGUAUUGAAAGAAGACAAUGAAGCCGAACUUGAACAAUAUGUUUGUCGUACAUCUGAAGACGAAAUUAUAUGUAUUACUAAACAAAAAAAAUUUGAUAUGUUAAGAUUAUCAAUAGAAAAAGAGCUCAGGAAUUUAAUCUUACAAUUAUUUUUAAGUAAAGAUACAAAUCCAUUGCGCAUUUUUCCUGAAAAAGAUAUUGACAUGAAUGGCUAUGAACAAAAUCUUGAAAUGUUAAAACAAUCCGAACAAAAAAAACAACAGUUUCCAUCUGUAAUUUUAAUAAAUUAUAUUCUUGCUAUUUAUCGACAUUUAAGAUCAUUAGCAGAUUUAACACCUGAUCUAGUUCUUUCGGAUUUAAAAGAUUAUUUUGAAAUGAUAUAUAAAAGUCGUGAGCAUCCAAUUGCUGUUGAUACAUUAAUUUAUAAUAAAUGUCAAAGUUUAUUAAAAACGAAAUUAACGCAAUUAGAAGAAUCUGAACAAAUAUUAUUAAAUCCAAAACUCGAUAAACUUGUUGAGUUAUUAAAAAAGCAUACAGAAAAACCAAACAGUCGAGCUCUAAUUUUGGUUGAAAGAACAUUCUAUGCUCAGAAAAUAUGUGAGUUUUUAGGAAAUCAUAUAGAAUUAAAGUGUACUAUAAAACCAUGUUGGCUUGUUAGUCAAAACGGUCCUGAUUCUAAAAAAUCUAAUAAAAAAGAAGAUUCAGUAUUAAUAGAUUUUCGAAAUGGUGUUUAUAAUGUAAUGAUUUCUACUGAUGUUGUACGAGCAAGUUUAGAUAUACCGGAAUGUUCAUUGGUACUUCGGUAUGAUUUCGUUCCUGACAGUAUUGGUACUGUUCAAGCACGUGUUCGGGCACGAAGAACUAAUUGUGUAUAUUAUCUGAUUACGACAAAAGAUUCUCAAAAUUAUAUCAAAGAAUUAGACAGUCGUCAGUGUGAACAAGACUUGAAAGAAGUUCUCGAAAUAUGGAAACAAAUUCCUUCCCAUGAAUUCAAAGAACGAGUGGUGGAAAAACAAACAUCUCUUAUUAAAGAGUGGAGUGAAAGUUUAACAAAAGCAUUGGCUACAGAAAAAAUUGUUUCUGAAAAUACUGAAUUAAUUGGAGAUGUUUUAUGCAGAGCUUGUGGUUAUCAUCUCGGUAAACUUUCACGACUUCGCCAAUAUGAACAAUCAUAUUUUAUUAGUGAUCAUGAUUUUUACAAUCGUAUCGAAGAAAAACUAUUACCUGAACCAAAAGAAUAUGUGGCAACUUUAAUAACUGGUAAAGCAUUAUGUGGAAGUAAAAAUUGUCGUGCUAAACUUGGUUGUAUUCAAAUGUUAAAACAUCAUUCCAGCAUUAGCCCAAUCUAUCCGUUGAAGUGUGAGUCUAUUAAAAUUAAACUUUUUGAAAAAGAAAACGGCAACGAAACAAUGAUUCUAAAAAAGCAAUGGAAACAAAUGUUAUUUAAAAUUCCACCUCUUGAAAUCUCAUGCUCAAAAAAUGAUGAAGAUAUAUAUUAUGAUGCCUAUGAUGUUGUACAAACUGAUGUAUAG
Molecule: messenger RNA, 2697 nt
Organism: Rotaria socialis
Lineage: Eukaryota; Metazoa; Rotifera; Eurotatoria; Philodinida; Philodinidae
Source: the annotation of a GenBank genome assembly